AUGCGCAGGUUACCAACAAUCUCAAUAUUUGCUGCCUUGCCAGCGCGACCAAGUCCAUCAUGCUCCCCUUUCGCCAUUACAAGCAGACUCCAACCGCAUCUCCGCUCCGCAUUUAACCCCAACCCGCAAAUACCAACCAUCUAUAGACCCUUCUCGCACACACCUACUAUCUCAAACUCCAACUCCCCCUUCCGCCUCUCCUCCACGCCCCAAUCCACACCACCACCACCACCACCCACCGACCCGGACUCCGAAUUCCCAGAUAAUGACGGCGAAUACUACAGCCCCUACAAGCCAAAGCGCCAAUGGCCACCAGAUAUGUCCAAACUAUCCCCGAAACACCAGUUCCGGCUUGAGCGCAAAUACCGCCGGCGCGCGGCGCUCAAGUACGCGCGCCCGACGUGGUCCAAGGCGACUAGGUUGGUGCAGUGGGGGACUAUUGGGUUCGUUAUUUUAUACGCCCUAUUGUUCAUGGAGUGGGAUGAGAGAGGCGGGAAGCCAAUCGAGGAGUUCCGUGAAUAUAUCUUCGGUACCUUGAAGGGAGCAUUCUCGGCUCCUCCAUCUCAAGUGUCUAUGAGGCGUUCGGAGGAUUCAACGCGGGAGUCAGAUUCUUAG
Aspergillus puulaauensis is the source of this 615-nucleotide messenger RNA. RefSeq lists its product as uncharacterized. The transcript is spliced from 4 exons. Bases 1 to 615 code for a protein of 204 amino acids. The record is from RefSeq and is a predicted model, not a curated record. NCBI's taxonomy places the organism in Eukaryota, Fungi, Ascomycota, Eurotiomycetes, Eurotiales, Aspergillaceae.